GCUGAGGUCUGAGGUCAGCUAAGGCUUGUGGGAGGGUGUCCGAGGCUUGAGGAGCUGGACUCUAGGGGCAGAUGGGGGCAGGGCAGGGCUAUAGGGAAAGGGGGGCGGUCCUUGUGCUCAGCUAAGAGCUGGGGGAGUGGCUGGGAGACCUCUCCAUGAAGCUGGAGGCGGGAGCCACAGGGUGGGGUUGAAGCGCCAACAGGAGGGGCUCUGGGAUUCCCCCUGGGAAGGCUCUCUGGGAUACCUCCACCUCCCCAAGGGGAGGCCUGGGUGUCCCCUAACGCUGCUGCUGCCAGGCUCCAUGGGCCCCUGUGCCCCUGGGCUCCGCCCAUCUGGCUCCCUCUUGGCUCUGGCGUGUCACAGUGUGGACCAGGCCUCGGUCGUGGGGACCCAGCUGCUGCCCCCAAAGUGCCAGGAAAGGCUUGGAGCCGUGGGGCCUGCCUGACUAGAGCCAAGGAGGAAGUUAGGGAGCAGGGGCCCGCCCUGGGAACCCGGCAAGUCCUGGCCGCCCAGCCUCUGUGCAGCAGGCUUGUCAGGUCUCCACCCACUUCCGCUCCAGGAGAGAGGGUCGAGGCUCUCCGGGACACGGGGGCCAAGGCCUCGGCCUCUUGUCCAGGUGGUGGGCAGCUCGAGGAACCAGCAAGGGCGCGGGGAAACGCUGACUGUCCAGGGGACGGCCCCGGGGCUCUCCCGCCUGCCCAGGUGUUUGGCAGGACCAGCUCUUCUGGCUCCCCCAGCCCGGGCUGGGCAGUGGCCACUGUGUUGCUGGGUGAGGGUGACAGUGGGGAUUUGGGACAAAGGCUCAGUCAGGCCUCCCGGGGAGAGGGGGGCUUGGAGAGAGAUACACACACCCCUGCCAGCACACACACAACAGAACACGCCCAGGUCCAAGGCACCCUCAUGUCACCACUUCUGAGCUUUGCACUCUGGUGCCAGGACCCAGCCCCUCCCCCAGUGACCCAUCCAGUGACGUUAGUCACCUGUGAGGGCACCAGAGGCACCAGGCAGCUCCUCUUCUGCUGGCCCACCCCCAGGGCUGCUCUGAGUUCAGAGGGGGCGGCAACUCUCCGACCGUCCCCUUCCCGGAGGUCCGGUCGGGUGGGAACACAGAGAGGACAGCCCAGCCCCAGCCCCAGGCCCAGCGUGGGACUCGACUGCCUUUCAGGGCUAAGUCAGGCGAGGUCUUGGCUCAGGGCUGGGCCAGACCCUCAGAGCUGUGCACACUUGCCAGGAUUCCCUGCCCAGUGGGGUUGGAGGUCAGGUCAAGGGCUCGCCUCCCUGCCACCACCCCCUUAUACUCCCUGCCCUGGCAGAUCCUCUGACCCCCAGGGACCUUGCUUGGCCCUUUCCUAGGGCCUGGUGGGCAGAACCGGACCCCAGACACUCAGGCUGCAGGCAGCCUGGGCAGGAGGGCCCUCCCAAAGCCCCUGGCGGGUACCACACCUGGAGACACCUCUGUAUGGCUCACCACCUCCAACCCCCCCACACACACACACGCGAGCGCGCCACCACGCCUGUCCCUGGUCCCGCCUGCCUGGGCCCUGCUUCUAGGUCAGGCCUGGGCACGACUUCCUGGGAGGACCAGUGACAGGUGCUACAAGCUCGGCGUGUGCCGCGGCCAUGGCUGGGGGCGUGUGGGGCCCGGCCCGCGGGGCCCCUAUGGGGGCCCUGACCCUGACAGCCCUGGCCGAAGCGAUCCGGGCCAGCCGGGGGCAGCCCAUGGGACCCCCUGCCCCAGGCCCUCAGCCCCAGCCUGAGCUUGAACCUGCAGUGGAGGAGCCUGGGAGGGCAGCCACCACCCCCACGGCUGGCGGUGAGCCCCCUUCCCCGCCCCCUCCCCAGGAGCCAGCCCCUGAGGGGCCCCAGCAGACUCCCCGGAGCUCCUGGGAGGAGGGGGCCCUAGCAGACCUGGCCGUGUACACCGCCACCUGCCUGGAAGAGGCUGGCUUUGUGGGAACCCAGGCGACAGCGCUCACCCUGUCCUCAGCCCUGGAGGCGCAGGGGCGCAGGCUGGAGGACCAGGUGCAUGGGCUCGUGCGGGGGCUGCUGGCUCAGGUGCCCCAUCUGGCGGAGGGGCGGCCCCGGCGGGCGGCGCUGCGGGUGCUGAGCUCCCUGGCUCUGGAGCACUCCCGGGACGUGGUGUUCGCACUGUUGCGCUGCUCACCGGCCCCGGACCGGGUGGCCGCUGAGCUCUGGCGCAGCCUGAGCCGGAACCAGCGUGUGAACGGACAGGUGCUGGUGCAGCUGCUCUGGGCGCUAAAGGGCUCAGCCGGAUCCCAGCUGGAGGCGCUGGCGGCCACUCUCGCGCUUGGGGAGAUGCUGUCUGUGUCCGGCUGCGUGGGUGCCACCCGAGGCUUCUACCCGCACCUUCUCCUGGUGCUGGUCACUCAGCUCCACGAGCUGGCACGGAACACACACUCCCCUGACACACCCAAGGUGUGGGUCCCAUCUCACCGAGGGCCACCGCACAGUCAUGCCAGCUGCACCGUGGAGGCCUUGAAGGCUCUGCUCACUGGGGACGGAGGCCGCAUGGUGGUAACGUGCAUGGAGCAGGCUGGAGGCUGGAGGAGACUGGUGGGAGCUGGCACCCACCUGGAGGGUGUCCUGCUGCUGGCCAGUGCCCUGGUGGCCCAUGCCGACCACCACCUACGAGGCCUGUUCGCUGACUUGCUGCCGCGGCUGCGCAGCACAGACGACGCACAGCGCCUGACGGCCAUGGCCUUCUUCACCGGGCUGUUGCAGAGCCGGCCCACCGCGCGGCUCCUGCGGGAGGAGGUGAUCCUGGAGCGGCUCCGCGCCUGGCAGGGCGACCCUGAGCCCACCGUGCGUUGGCUGGGCCUGCUGGGCCUCGGCCACCUGGCGCUGAACCGCGGGAAGGUGCGCCACGCGACCACGCUGCUGCCCGCGCUCCUGGGCGCGCUGGGCGAGGGUGACCCGCGGCUCGUGGACGCCGCGCUGGGGUCGCUGCGGAGGGUCCUGUUGCAGCCGCGGGCACCGGUGCGGCUCCUGAGCGCGGAGCUGCGGCCACGCCUCCCACCACUCCUGGACGACACCCGGGACUCGGUCCGCGCCUCCGCAGUCGGGCUGCUCGGGAUGCUGGUGCGGCGCGGCCGGGGCGGGCUCCGGGUGGGGCUCCGCCGCCCCCUGCGGAAGCUGGUGCUGCAGAGUCUCGUUCCGCUGCUGUUGCGCCUGCACGACCCCAGCCCAGACACCGCUGAGAGCUCAGAAUGGACCCUGGCCCGCUGUGACCAGGCCCUGCACUGGGGCCUGCUGGAGGAGAUGGUCACGGUGGCCCACUACGACAGCCCUGAGGCCCUAAGCCGCAUCUGCCACCGCCUGGUCCAGUGGUACCCGAGUCACGUGCCCAGCUUUCUGAGCCAGACCCAGGGCUACCUGCGGAGCCCUCAGGGCCCCCUGCGCCGGGCGGCCACCCUGCUCACAGGCUUCCUGGUUCAUCACUCCAGCCCCAGCCACGUCAACCAGGACCUGCUGGACUCUCUGUUCCAGGACUUGGGGCGGCUGCAGAGCGACCCUGAGCCCGCUGUGGCGGCGGCAGCACGCGUGUCUGGCCAGCAGGUGGCGCUGCUGGCCCACGCCCAGCCCCAGCCCUGCGGCUGGAGCCUCCGGGUCCUCCGGCACCUCCCCUGCCCCGGCCGGCCCCGCCCCACGCCGAUCCGGCCCCCACCCGUCUACGCCGACAGCCCGUUCCAGCACCGCAGCCACCGCGGCCGCUGGGGCUGCUCAGGUCCCGGCUGAGCUGACCGGCCGGCCCUCCAAUGGGGGCCACGGUGCUGACUCGGGCUCCCUGCUCUGUGGCCUGUCUUGGCUGGGAGGCAGAUCUGCAGAAGAGGUCCGCCUUGAGGGGCACCCUAGGCGUAGUGCUGGGCACCAGUGCCUGUCCCCUACCCCAGCGGGGCUCUGCAAGGUCUGCUGCACACAAAGACCCCCCCACCCCGAGAGCCCUGUGACUAGAUGGACCACGAGUUUCUGACGCAGCACCUUCUCCCUCAGCUUCAUGCCUCGUCCACCUGUCGAUGCGUCUGUCCCCCAGCAGGCCUGUGCCUCUCCCAGCCCCCUGGCAUGUGCCCUGCCUGGAUGGCGCCUGGCCUUUUGGGCCCAGGCCGGGUGGGGACACGGAAGUGGGUGCUGCCCUGGGAGCCAUCCCCGUGAAAGGCUGCCUCUGCUGGCCACUUGCUGGCUGGGAGGUUCUGAGGUUUCUGGCCACACCCUCACUGCUCAAGAAGCAUCCGUCUGUCCGCCUGUCCACACUCACUGCCCAGCAGCCUGGCCCCGUUCCUGCCCCUCCCCUCUAGCUCACCGUCUCAGACCCCUGGGGUCUUCUCUGGAGGCGGCCCCCGACUUCCCACUGGACACCACAGGUCUGAGAUGAUACCUGCGGGCUCAGGUGUGGGGUGCCAGCAUCUGCCCCUCACCAGGCUGAGCUGUUGCACCCGCAUCCCAGCACCUGCUCAGGGCCGGGUGAGGGAACAGGUCCCUCAGGACUGCUCCAAAGCAGUGACCCAGGCUCUCCAGAUCCGGGACGAGUGGCUUCUGCCACCUGGAAUGCCCACCUUGAGGUGUCCUCUUGCCCUUUCUGGGCCCCCAAAGCUGCCUUCUCAGAGAAGGAGACCUCCACUCACACAGCCUCUUGGAGGCUGGGGUCCUGCCCACCCCAAUGGAAAGCAUUUGAAAUAAAGAUAGCCGGACA
Messenger RNA from Bubalus bubalis (water buffalo), 4708 nucleotides. It is a transcript of the gene MROH6, whose product is annotated as maestro heat like repeat family member 6. The transcript has 14 exons. The record is from RefSeq and is a predicted model, not a curated record. NCBI's taxonomy places the organism in Eukaryota, Metazoa, Chordata, Mammalia, Artiodactyla, Bovidae. The coding region runs from base 1621 to 3756 and encodes 711 amino acids. Gene Ontology annotation, cellular component: cytoplasm.